CAUCUAUUACCUCCCUUGAAGUACACGCGCCAUAUCCUAUGACGGCGGUUUUUAAAAUGACAACAUUGCAAGAGUGACUGCCAUCAACUUGACUUGUGACAACUAUCUAAAUAAGAUCAGAGAUCUUUUGAAAUGGCCUCCUUCGUGACAGAAGUUUUGACGUCAGCGGGUAAGCUGGAGACACAGGAGGUACAGGGAAAGCUAGAUGCCCUGACUAAACAGAUUGACUCCCUCAAGAUACAGGUGUAUGAAGUGACUCACAACAAGUAUGUUGAUUUCCAGUCCACCAUGGGCACAUCUGAAGAGCUGGCAGAAAAUGUGGAAAGAAUAUCAAAAGAAAUGUCAGAUGUAUCAGAUAGGAUAGAAAAUGAGAUAAAGAGUCAGUUGAAUAUGUCUACAGAAGUCGUGGAAUCUCUGAAACGUCAGCUGCUUGAGGUUACUGAUGUUAUGCUUGUUUUAGAGAGCUUGGUUCAGAUACAAGAGGGUCUUCAGUGUAUAUCAGAAGCAGACAAGACUUGUAACUUCUCCAAAGCCGCUGAAGCCAUACUGAAUAUUCAUGAACUGUUGUCCAGUCUGGUGGAAGGCAACAAAGAUGUUCAUAUUCUCCUGGCCUUACAGACAGAGUACUGGGUACAGAAGGAAAAAUUUCUCUAUGACAUCGGCGACAAAUGGAAGGAACUUGUGUUUUGGACAAUGCCAGAUAGUAAUGAAACAAAACAGCAGAAGUGUGAACUUAAGAUCAUGACAGGCACAACAAAUUUGUCUGUUUUGAAAGACAUUGUUGUGGUGAUGGAGAAGUUGGACCUUUUGGAUUCAAAAAUGAAAAGUUUUGGGGAGAGACUAGUACUUCACAUUGCUCAGCCUUGUAUUACUAACAGUAAAACAGUGCUGAAGGAAAGUGUUACUGGCCAGUCAAAGACCCUAACUGUGAAAUAUUGUGAGGACUCUACAGGGAAACCACCCUCCCCAGGAGAAGUGUUUGCCAAAAUAACACAGAUAUUCAAAUGGUUGAACGACUGUUUUCUACACAUUAUGAUUGAUGAGCAAGGCCAGGUGUUGAUGGAGAGACUGGGUGGCAUGGUGGCUCACCAAGUGAUGGAUCUCGUUGUAAAACAAUGCCUUACGCAUGCUAUCCCAACCAGUAAUAGACAAAUGGAAGGUUUUCAGAAUGACGUAUCUGCUACUGAGGUCUUCAAUCAGAAACUUACUGAAAUGAAAUUCAUACCACCAAAUGAAACUACAUUGACAGAUUUUGUACAAAAUGUUAAUGUUCUUUUUGCAAACAAGAAAUGUCAGGAAAUUUUGGAGAAAGCCCGCAAUUUGAUGACAUCAGAGAUGCACAAUUCUGUGGCAGUGUCAGAUGAUAAACCCCUUGGGGAGCUACCUGCCCUUGAAAAGGGACAUGAUGCACCUUCUAGUAAGAAAAGUAGGAAAUUGGACUUGGCAGGAGAAUGCAAACUUAGUGAUAAUACCUUCAAACUUCCAUCUUGUCACAUCAGUGUUUGUAUUCAGCAGCUGCUGACCCUUGCUUAUGAGACUCUACAUGAAGCUGGUGAGAGUUCACCACAGAGUGCCAUACAGCUCUUCUAUGCUGUCAGGAAUAUGCUGGAGCUCUUCUGCAGUGUCUUCCCGACUUACCACAAGGAAAGCCUUGUCAACUUUCCUCAGCUAAGUGCCAUAUUUCACAACAACUGUAUGUUUAUUGCCCAUCACUUGAUGACCAUGGGCCAUCAGUUCCGUAAAAAGUUGCCCCCGACAAUCAAUGCAACCUUUGUCGACCUUGUACAGAAAAUCCGUCGACUUGGCACCGACACUUUCCUGCAGCAGAUGUCGCGACAGAAAGGUGUAAUGGCGGAGUGCCUUGGAGGAGCAAAAGGGUUUGCCAGUGUUUCUGAGGAGAAUAUGUACUUUGAUGCAGAACGUGCUAUAAAACAGACCAUUCAUCAAUUCCAUCAUCUUCAGAAGGUCUGGCAAGAGGUUCUUCCUCCAAGUGUUUAUAGGAAGGCAAUAGGUACGCUGCUGAAUUCGGUCGUGGUAGACAUCACAGCGUCCAUCGUGGUAUUGGAGGAUAUCUCUUCAGAUGACGCUCGUCAGCUAGCUACACUACUUACAAUCAUUAUGGAUAAGGCUGGACCACUACUACAAACACCAGCAGAUGAUAAGGUCAACUUGACAUUUGAACUCCAGAAAAAUGUCUCAAAGUGGCUUCGGUAUAAAGAACUGAUUACAGUGCUAAAUGCAAGUCUUUUAGAGAUCUCUGAUAGAUGGGCAGAGGGCAAAGGCCCCCUAGCAGUUGAAUUCACACCAAAUGAGAUGAAGUCACUGAUCAGGGCCUUGUUUCAAAACACAGAGCGGCGGGCUGCUGUUCUAGCCAAAAUAAAGUAAAGUAAAAUAUUACCACCAGCUCUGUUGUUAAAAACUUUAUUUGGUAUCCCCAUUAUUUUCAGUGAAGUACAUUUUAACCUAUUGUAUUACUAUUACCAGCUUCAAUACCGCCAGCUCUGUUGUUAAAACUGUAUUUGGUAUCCCCAUUAUUUUCAGUGAAGUACAUUUUAACCUAUUGUACUACGUUGUUAUAUUGUACUUCGUUGUUACAUGGGUACAAGGUAUACCUAUCAUGCACGCAAGACCAGCUCAGGGAAGCACAGUUCAGUCUUGAUACAUCUAUAUGUUUGUGAAGCAUACUAUGGUGGGAAAUGCGUGAAGCUGCGAUACUCUUGUUAAAAUAAAUGUCUCAAUAGCAUAAUUACUGAUGUAAUUAGGUGAUGCUAUGACAUUGAUAUUGAGUGCCAGUCUAAAAAUGAUACAUGAAAUUAUGAAGUGCUAGAACAUGUUUAGAUUCAGCUUAUUUUUGGUGCCUUUUGUGAUUAAGAUGCUGAAUAUAGGUACAAGUAAGUCUUGAGCUCACGAUCAUACAUUGUGUCAAAUUCUUAAUUGUCCAUCAAAUAAAUAGUUACCUGGGAAUGGAGUUGUUUUGUUGAAUAGUAUUUUAUACUACACUGAAAAAAUAGCAACAAUAAGAUUUCAAGUUUGGAUUUCUAACCAUCCAUGGACCAAGAGUACAUGUUAGAAUUCUCCAUUUCAACCUGAUCACAUGUGGUCUGUAAAAAUAUGAUGUAGACAACAGUAUUCUGAACACAAUGUACCUGUGAUAUACUCCUGGAGUUAUGAUGCUUUGUGUUGACAUUGACAAGGCAACAUCCUGUUUUGGGGUAGAGUAAAAUCACAAGUAGGCAAUGGGAUAUAAUAGCUGGUUAUUUGAUUGUGUACAUUUACUUAUCGUUCGAGAUUUGGCAAAUGUGAUGCCUUAAUAUAUACAUCAUGUAAAGUAUUAUACAACUGUUAGUGAAAUAAAGUUAAAUUAUUAAAAUUGUAUUUUGAAAAACAAA
Messenger RNA from Pecten maximus, 3389 nucleotides. RefSeq names its product centromere/kinetochore protein zw10 homolog. Lineage: Eukaryota; Metazoa; Mollusca; Bivalvia; Pectinida; Pectinidae. The coding region runs from base 133 to 2385 and encodes 750 amino acids. The transcript has 7 exons. The record is from RefSeq and is a predicted model, not a curated record. Gene Ontology annotation, cellular component: chromosome, centromeric region; RZZ complex; nucleus. Gene Ontology annotation, biological process: mitotic spindle assembly checkpoint signaling; endoplasmic reticulum to Golgi vesicle-mediated transport; mitotic cell cycle.